ACAAAGCUUUUAUUCUGAAACCCGAAGAGUGAGAUGUCGACCCUCUAUUCUCCAAAUUGCUCUUCCUCGGUAAAUUAUUCCCGUCUUACCAUAUAUUCCUCUUCUUCAUCAUCUGGGUAUCAACAACGAAUUACAGUUUCUGCACUCCCUAAAAGAUUUCACAUAAAGAAUGUCUCUCUUCAGUUUCCGAGAAAUCAACGCCACAACAUCGUUCGCAUGCAAGCGGGCGAAGUGGAAGUAACUGCAUCAUUGCCUGCAAACGAUACUCCUGUGACAAGAUUCAAAGAUGAAUUGUUGAAAGUAAAAUCUUCAGAGGAAUGUAAAGAUGCUGCAAGUUUUGAUUUCAAAGAGAAGUCCACUGUCAGCAUUACUGUGGUUGGGGCCUCUGGUGACCUUGCGAAGAAGAAGAUAUUUCCUGCUCUUUUUGCACUUUAUUAUGAAGAUUGCCUCCCCGAGCAUUUUACUGUGUUUGGUUAUGCUCGGAGUAAGAUGACAGAUGCAGAACUGAGGAACAUGGUUAGCAAGACCCUUACUUGUAGAAUCGAUAAAAGGGAGAACUGUAGUGAAAAGAUGGAUCAAUUCCUAAAAAGGUGCUUUUACCAUUCUGGUCAGUAUGAUUCAGAGGAAAAUUUUGCAGAGCUAGACAAGAAGCUAAAGGAACAUGAGGGUGGUAGGGUUUCAAAUCGCCUUUACUAUUUAUCAAUUCCACCCAAUAUCUUUAUUGAUGCGGUAAGAUGUGCAAGCUCAUCGGCUUCUUCUACCAACGGCUGGACAAGGGUUAUUGUGGAAAAACCCUUUGGACGGGAUUCUGAAUCUUCCGCUGCUUUGACAAGAGGAUUGAAGCAAUACUUAGAAGAAGACCAAAUAUUUAGGAUUGACCACUAUUUGGGAAAGGAACUAGUGGAGAACCUAUCUGUGCUCCGCUUCUCCAAUCUCAUUUUUGAACCUCUAUGGUCAAGGCAGUACAUAAGAAAUGUGCAGUUGAUUUUCUCUGAAGAUUUUGGCACCGAAGGACGAGGAGGGUAUUUUGACCAUUACGGUAUUAUAAGGGACAUUAUGCAGAACCAUCUGCUUCAAAUACUAGCCCUUUUUGCCAUGGAAACUCCAGUCAGCUUGGAUGCAGAAGACAUCCGGAAUGAAAAGGUUAAAGUUCUUCGCUCAAUGAAGCCUUUGCUACUCGAAAAUGUGGUGAUAGGGCAGUAUAAGAGCCAUACCAAAGGGGGUAUUAAGUACCCAGCCUACACAGAUGAUAAAACAGUACCUAAAGACAGCCUUACUCCAACAUUUGCAGCAGCUGCACUUUUUAUUAAUAAUGCAAGAUGGGAUGGGGUGCCAUUUCUACUGAAAGCUGGGAAGGCGUUACAUACUAAGAGUGCCGAGAUAAGGGUGCAAUUCAGGCAUGUUCCUGGUAAUUUAUACAAUAAGAGUUUUGGAACCGAUCUUGAUCAAGCAACAAAUGAGCUUGUUAUUCGGGUUCAACCUGAUGAGGCUAUUUAUUUGAAGAUUAAUAAUAAGGUCCCUGGUUUGGGCAUGAGGUUGGAUAACAGUCAGCUAAAUCUUCACUAUGCAGCAAGGUAUUCUAAGGAGAUUCCAGAUGCAUAUGAAAGGCUUCUGCUUGAUGCUAUUGAAGGAGAGAGGAGGCUAUUCAUUCGGAGUGAUGAGUUGGAUGCGGCAUGGAAGCUCUUCACCCCCGUAUUGAAAGAGUUGGAGGAGAAUAAGAUAAUACCUGAGUACUACCCCUACGGGAGUCGAGGACCUGUGGGUGCCCACUACCUUGCAGCUAGAUAUAAUGUGCGAUGGGGGGACCUUGGUGCAUAGCAACUACAAUUCUGAUGGUUGAUUUGCUGCCGUUACUGUUUGGAUUCACACUAGAGGGAUACAG
Molecule: messenger RNA, 1882 nt
Organism: Telopea speciosissima
Lineage: Eukaryota; Viridiplantae; Streptophyta; Magnoliopsida; Proteales; Proteaceae
Product: glucose-6-phosphate 1-dehydrogenase, chloroplastic-like
Exons: 10
Coding region: 34-1818 (594 amino acids)
Biological process (GO): pentose-phosphate shunt, oxidative branch; glucose metabolic process
Cellular component (GO): chloroplast stroma
Molecular function (GO): glucose-6-phosphate dehydrogenase activity; NADP binding
Source: RefSeq, a predicted model, not a curated record